UCUUCAUCCAAAGUUACUGUUUGCCUUCCCCAGAAGGGCAUAUCUGCACUAGAUGCUCCAGGAAUGCCAUUCUAUGAUCCAGAAGCUACGUUGACACUAUUGGGUGAAUUAAAGACCCUUAUACAGAUAAAUGACAUCCGAGAGGUUAAGCUGCUUCCUUAUCACAUAAAUGAUCCUGAAUUUGCAAAUGCAUUGGUAGAUGCAUUCUUAGGUAUGGAUGUAAAGGCCUCUAGUAAGGCGCAACCUCAGCAAGAUGGGAAGAGAAAAAAAAUCCAGUUCAGGACAGAAAAGUUCAGAUAGUUCCAUUAUAUGGAGGCCUCCUGUCGAUUUUCCAGAUGCGAAACCAGAAACAUUGCAGAAGACGAGGUCAAUACUAAAUAAACUAAAACAGUACAUCACUGAGGGUAUUCCAGUUAUCGGAGCUGGUGCUGGCACAGGCAUAUCUGUAAAGUUCGAAGAAGCUGGUGGGGUUGAUCUUGUAGUGGUGUACAACUCUGGGCGGUUUCGAAUGGCUGGAAGGGGCUCACUGGCAGGCCUCUUGCCAUUUGCUGAUGCAAAUGCCAUUGUACUUGAGAUGGCCAAUGAAGUGUUGCCUGUGGUUAAAGGAGUUCCAGUUCUUGCUGGGGUUUGUGCUACUGAUCCGUUCCGUAGAAUGGAAUACUUUCUCAGGCAACUAGAAAAUGUUGGAUUUUGUGGUGUGCAAAACUUCCCGACAGUUGGUCUGUUUGAUGGGAAUUUUAGAAAGAACUUGGAGGAAACUGGAAUGGGCUACAGUCUGGAAGUGGAGAUGAUCUCAAGGGCACAUAACAUGGGUUUCCUUACUACUACAUAUGCUUUCAAUCCAGAAGAAGCUGCUGCCAUGGCCAAGGUGUGA
Molecule: messenger RNA, 874 nt
Organism: Panicum virgatum (switchgrass)
Lineage: Eukaryota; Viridiplantae; Streptophyta; Magnoliopsida; Poales; Poaceae
Product: toMV resistance protein Tm-1(GCR237)-like
Exons: 6
Coding region: 254-874 (206 amino acids)
Molecular function (GO): catalytic activity
Source: RefSeq, a predicted model, not a curated record